Zingiber officinale is the source of this 880-nucleotide messenger RNA. RefSeq names its product protein translation factor SUI1 homolog. Lineage: Eukaryota; Viridiplantae; Streptophyta; Magnoliopsida; Zingiberales; Zingiberaceae. The record is from RefSeq and is a predicted model, not a curated record. Bases 214 to 549 code for a protein of 111 amino acids. Gene Ontology annotation, molecular function: RNA binding; translation initiation factor activity. The transcript has 5 exons. Gene Ontology annotation, biological process: translational initiation.
CAAAAAGUAUAAUUUAAUUUAAUUUAAUUUAAUUACUGUUCCUCUUCUUCUAUAAGUACUGAAGUUGGACGGGAAGAGAAACCACAAAUCAAAUCUACUUCUCGCCUUGCUUGUGAUCGCCGCUAGGGUUGUUGUCUACUGCUCCGCAGCGGAUUUUAUUUUAGCUCUCCAAGUCCCAUAGUUCCCUCAUUUUCUCCAAUAGCCCCAGUGUUCAUGUCUGAUCUUGAAGUUCAGACCCCAACAGCUUUUGAUGCUUUUGCCGAUGCAAAUGCUGAGGACUCCGGUGCUAAGGAGUAUGUACAUAUCCGCAUACAGCAACGGAACGGCAGGAAGAGUCUGACCACAGUGCAGGGAUUAAAAAAAGAGUUUAGCUAUAACAAGAUAUUGAAGGAUCUGAAGAAAGAAUUCUGCUGUAAUGGUACUGUGGUUCAGGACCCAGAGCUGGGACAGGUCAUUCAACUUCAAGGUGAUCAACGAAAGAACGUUUCCAGCUUUUUAGUUCAGGCUGGAAUUGUGAAGAAGGAGCAUAUUAAAAUUCAUGGUUUCUGAGUAAUUGCGAACACAUCUCUACUAUCCUACCCAAUAAGGUCUUCCAGUGUGCUGCUUCCUGUUGCAUGUUUCUAUACUCUGCUUUACCUUUAGGAGAGGCCAUUCCUGGAUGGCUUCUCUCUCUGAACUCACAUAUCUUAAAAACAUAUGCUGUUUGGAAUCCUAUGCCGUAGACUUGAAUCUCAUGUUAGUAUUUUGGUGCUUGAGUAAUCUUUGUUUACGCUUGAAGUGCUUAAUCAGUAUUACUAAACGGUUGCUCGACAUAUGCAUGUAAUGGCUAUGUGGAUGUUUAACUAUCUAUUGGUAAGCAUAAGAUGCAAUUAUAUGGUAA